This is a messenger RNA of Cyprinus carpio (common carp), 480 nucleotides long. Its product is annotated as B-cell CLL/lymphoma 7 protein family member B-A-like. The record is from RefSeq and is a predicted model, not a curated record. Lineage: Eukaryota; Metazoa; Chordata; Actinopteri; Cypriniformes; Cyprinidae. The transcript has 5 exons. The coding region runs from base 1 to 480 and encodes 159 amino acids.
AUGGGAAUCAGUCAAGAAGCCUGGAAAACCAGCAAUGUUCCGGGUCGCUCGGUCCGCGCGGAGACCCGAAGCCGCGCUAAAGAUGACAUUAAGAAAGUGAUGGCGGCUAUUGAGAGAGUACGGAGAUGGGAGAAGAAAUGGGUCACAGUUGGAGAUACAUCAUUAAGAAUAUUUAAAUGGGUUCCUGUGGUGGACACAAAGAUUCUUACGCCCACAAACAAUAUUAGAACCAACCAUAGUUCUCUGUCAGACUACUACCAGCUUAAAGUAGCUGCAGACAGCAGCAAUAACUCCCAGUCCUACAGCCCAGUGAGCCGUUCAGCCCUGCACUUCAGAGUCCUAGACUACCCUGCAGAUGAUUCCCAGCGGCCCACCCUCGACCAAGAAUUCGCAUGGAAGGAGGAUGAGGACAGCUGUGGAGCCCCAACACCGAAAAGAAUCUGUACUGAGCAGGUCUCGAUCAUUCAAUUGCCCCUUUAG